AUGGAUUGCCCGACGGCAUACAACGUCAUAAUAGGACGAACAACACUCACCGGGAUCAAGGCAUAUCUGUCUCCCCACAUGUUACUCAUGAAAUUCCCAACCUGCCACGGCACAAGUGCAAUCCAAGGAGACCAGUUGAGUGCACGAACCUGCUAUGCGACGACGCUAAAAUCAGCAGCCCUCAAACCUCCCAGGGAGACCCUAACUGUCCAAGGGACACCGAAUAGUAGAAGACCUGUUGACAACCUAAGAAACGAGGCUCUGAUGCCGCAAGCGCAGCCUGCAAAGGAUUUGGAAACAAUCAUCUUAAACGAAGAUCAACCAGACCGAUGCGUAAAGAUUGCACCACACUCACCCUAG
Prunus armeniaca (apricot) is the source of this 360-nucleotide messenger RNA. The record is from the annotation of a GenBank genome assembly. Lineage: Eukaryota; Viridiplantae; Streptophyta; Magnoliopsida; Rosales; Rosaceae.